AAAAAAUAGAGAAUACUUACUAAUAAAUGCUAUAUGACAGUGAAAAAGUAACUUGUAGUAAUCUUGAGUUAAAGGUAUCUGUACUGCAGUGCUACAUCAUGUUUGAGCUGUAUGACCUUGAGCCAGUUUUUCUGAGUUUUAGUUUCCUUAUCCAUAAAAUAGGAUAAUAAAAAACAUUACUUACUUCAUAGUGUUAUUAUGAGGAUUAUAUGAAAGUAAGCAUAUGACGAUCUCUGCUAUGUUGGUACAUAGCACAUAGGAGGCAAUAGAUAAUAAUUGAAGGCAUACUGUUUCCCUUGCAGUAGGAGGAAAAUAGGAUUUCAGAGAGAUAGGAUGGACUUUAGAUAGAGUGUGUUUGCUGCUGAAUAUUUGCCAGAUUGCAUUCCAAAGCUAAAUAUAGUGGAAAUUUGGUAGACUCUGUGUAUUUUCACAUUGAUUCCUCUUCUUCUGUAUGCCUGGGGAAAAAGAGUUAAUAAUGUGUACAGUGCUUUUCUCAGCUAGCUGCAUUGCCCUCCACCUUGUCCUUCUUGAUGGCUGACCAUCUGCAUAUCAUGAGACUGCACAGGUGCUGCUGUAGGAUUUGUAUUUAAAAAAACUGAAUUUAUUCAUGUGCCUCACCUUGUUAGACUUAUUCAUUCUAAUUUUGGUAUAAGCUGACAAUGACAUAAAGCUGCAGAGCAUGAGCUCUCUCUGGGUCUACCUUAUGUGUGUAUGUGUAUCAAGAAGGGUUCGAGUAUUCAUAUUGUAUAUUGGGUGAAUGAGGGGGUAGUCUAAGCCAGAAAUUCAAUGUCUUGAAAAGGCACUACUAUUUUUUUUUUUAAAUCAUCUAAGAUUGAGUCUAGCCAUCUUAACUCUUCACACUCCCCCACCAUAAUCCACUUAGUUUUCAAGUCUUACUGAUUAUACUUUGGAAUAUUGCUCAAAUGCAUCUUUCCAUUUCUACCACCUGCUCCCUAGGUUAGACUUCCCAUUACCUCUAUUGGGCUAUUUUGCUGUAGCUUCCAAACUAGUUUCUCUGAUUUGUCUCUCCACUCCAUUCCAACUUUGAUGAUAGCAGUUCCCUGCAUAAAACAUUCGUUAUCUCACCAUGCCCAUUGAAAUGAUGUUCACAAAUCUGUCUGGCUCUCAAGACCUUUUAUAACCAUUCCUCAAUUUACUUUUCCAACCCUAUCACUCACUAUAUAUACUCCUAUAAUUUUAGCCUAAGGUUAAAAAAAAAGAACUAAAAUUCAUAUAAGGCAUUUUUAGUGCAGAGCAAAAUUUUCACAUUUUAUACACUACAUAUAUUAUCUUAUUUAAUCCUCCAUUAAUCUCUAAAGGCAAUAUUCCUGUUUUACAUGUGAACAAAAUAAAAUGCAGAGUGACUAAAUGUUCUUCCUCUGUUCUUUUUCCCGUACACAAAAACAAAAGGCCUAAUACCUUUUCCCUCUUGUCUGUCCUCUGCCCUAUCCACGCAUCCUUGCAGGCCCAUAUCACAUGUUAUCACGCCCCUGAAAAUUCUGUUUCCUUGCCAUUUAAAAUGAGCUCAUCCAUCAAGGUUUAAUUUAUAUUUCACUUAUGGUAUUACUUUAUGCCUUGAUUAUUAUAUACCUUUGUGUCUUGUCUCCUUUCCUAAAGUUUGUGUAUCUGAAGGACAGGCAGGAUGUGUAUUCUGAAGACCUCUGAGAAUAUGGGUACGUGAUACCUAGACUUAUGUGAGUGCAUAAGAAAGGUGAGUAGGUAGGAGGAUAGAUGAAUGGGAAAUGAGUACUUUCUGAUCUAAAGUUGUAUAGAUCACUUGAGCUAAUCAGCAUAAUUUUCUGUUUCUCUGGAUGAUUCCUAGGCCACCAAACAUGAUACAGUAAAUGCCAACUUAAUGCUAUGAUUUAAAAAAGUCUCCACACCUUGGCUUGCAUAUUUUUCUUUGCUUAAAAUCCCUCAUUGCCUCUUUUCUUUCAAGACAUACUGUUGGAGUGACACUGCUUCUGGGAAUCCUAUCCCAGCCCCUCUGGGUGGAAUCCAUCACUAUCCAUUGUAUUCAUGCAGAACAUCAUGUGUGAAAUUCCAUGUUAAUACUUACUCCUUGUACUGUUUUUAAUUUUUUAUGCUUUUCUCCUAGUGUAUGAGUUGUAAACUUCACAAAAUAUGAAAUAGUCACUAGCAUGUAUUACAAAUAAUAUUGCUUGCUAGUGCUAUACUAAAUGUAUCAUAUUUACCAUGGUAUUUAACCCUUACAAUAACCAUAUAUAGUAGGUACUAUUACUAUGUGUAUUUUACAGAUGAAUUACAGGGAAACAGAGCUUCAGGAAAUUUAAGUCACUUCUUUAAGGUCUUUUAACUAAGUGUCUGAGAUUCCAGAACCUGAACUUUAUUUUUCAUCCCAUGGGGGAGAAGAGGUAAUUUUUACAGAGUCUCACUAUUUUGAGCUCCUCCUGCCCCACCCUCCCAACUAGCUUGGUUUACAGCACCCAUGCCUGUCACAGUCAGGUUGGCCUGGAAACCAAACUCAGGCUUCCCAUGAAGAGGCAUUACCUGUGCACCACCAAGGCUGGGCUCAGAACCUGAAUUCUUAAAUAUUAUGCAGUGCUUUGUUAUGUUUCCGUGUAUGUUACCAAUACCAGACAUAUCAGACCUGAAUAAAAUAUUUGUUACAUAAGUGAAUGACUAAAUGAGUGAUCAUAGCUGUUUUCUAAAUGUUUCUUGAGUGAAUUAAUUUAAAUAAGCAGUGGAAAAUGAAUAAUGAUUUCUUUUUCUCUUUAGCAGGAACUUGACACUCUGUGGCAUGAGCACUAAGUUAUUCAGUCGUGGUUUAUACUAGCUGAACCAUUCAAAGCAAAAGCAAUGGCUGCAGCAGCAGCUUCUCACCUGAACCUGGAUGCCCUGCGGGAAGUGCUAGAAUGCCCCAUCUGCAUGGAAUCCUUCACAGAGGAGCAGCUGCGGCCUAAGCUUCUGCACUGUGGUCAUACCAUCUGUCGCCAGUGCCUGGAGAAGCUACUAGCCAGUAGCAUCAACGGUGUCCGUUGUCCCUUUUGCAGCAAGAUUACCCGCAUAACCAGCCUGACCCAGCUGACAGACAACCUGACAGUGCUGAAGAUCAUUGACACAGCUGGGCUCAGUGAGGCUGUGGGACUGCUUAUGUGCCGGUCCUGUGGACGGCGGCUGCCCCGACAGUUCUGCCGGAGCUGUGGGUUGGUGUUAUGUGAACCCUGCCGGGAGGCAGACCACCAACCUCCUGGCCACUGCACACUGCCUGUCAAAGAAGCUGCUGAGGAGCGGCGUCGGGACUUUGGAGAGAAGUUGACCCGUCUGCGAGAGCUUAUGGGGGAGCUACAGCGGCGAAAGGUAGCCUUGGAAGGUGUCUCUAAGGACCUUCAGGCAAGGUAUAAAGCAGUUCUCCAGGAGUAUGGGCAUGAGGAGCGCAGGAUCCAGGACGAGCUGGCUCGUUCUCGGAAGUUCUUCACAGGCUCUUUGGCUGAAGCUGAGAAAUCCAAUAGUCAAGUUGUGGAGGAGCAGAGUUACCUGCUUAACAUUGCAGAAGUGCAGGCUGUAUCUCGCUGUGACUACUUCCUGGCCAAGAUCAAGCAGGCAGAUGUCGCACUACUGGAGGAGACAGCUGAUGAGGAGGAGCCAGAGCUCACUGCCAGCUUGCCCCGGGAGCUUACCCUGCAAGAUGUGGAGCUCCUUAAAGUAGGUCAUGUUGGCCCCCUCCAAAUUGGGCAGGCUGUAAAGAAACCCCGGACAGUUAAUAUGGAAGAUUCCUGGGCCAUCGAGGCUGCAGCCUCUGCUGCUUCUACCUCUGUUACAUUUAGAGAGAUGGACAUGAGUCCUGAGGAAGUGGUUGCCAGCCCUAGGGCCUCCCCUGCUAAACAGCGGGGUCCGGAGGCAGCCUCUAAUAUCCAGCAGUGCCUCUUUCUCAAGAAGAUGGGGGCCAAAGGCAGCACUCCAGGCAUGUUCAAUCUUCCAGUCAGUCUAUAUGUGACCAGUCAAGGUGAGGUGCUGGUUGCUGACCGUGGCAACUACCGUAUACAAGUCUUUACCCGCAAAGGCUUUCUGAAAGAAAUCCGGCGCAGCCCAAGUGGCAUCGAUAGCUUUGUGCUAAGCUUCCUUGGUGCUGAUUUACCCAAUCUUACUCCUCUCUCAGUGGCCAUGAAUUGCCAUGGGCUGAUUGGUGUGACUGACAGCUAUGACAACUCCCUCAAGGUAUAUACCUUGGAUGGCCACUGUGUGGCUUGUCACAGGAGCCAGCUGAGCAAACCAUGGGGCAUCACAGCCCUGCCAUCUGGCCAGUUCGUGGUAACUGAUGUGGAAGGUGGAAAGCUUUGGUGUUUCACUGUUGACCGAGGAGCAGGGGUGGUCAAAUACAGCUGCCUCUGCAGUGCUGUGCGUCCCAAAUUUGUCACGUGUGAUGCUGAGGGCACUGUCUAUUUCACCCAGGGCUUGGGCCUCAAUCUGGAAAAUCGGCAAAAUGAGCACCAUUUGGAGGGUGGCUUCUCCAUUGGCUCUGUGGGCCCUGAUGGGCAGCUGGGUCGCCAGAUUAGUCACUUCUUCUCAGAGAAUGAGGAUUUCCGUUGCAUUGCUGGCAUGUGUGUGGAUGCUCGUGGUGAUCUCAUUGUGGCUGACAGCAGUCGCAAGGAAAUCCUCCAUUUUCCUAAGGGUGGAGGCUAUAGUGUUCUUAUUCGAGAGGGGCUCACCUGUCCAGUGGGCAUUGCCCUUACUCCAAAGGGGCAGCUGCUGGUCUUAGACUGUUGGGAUCACUGCAUCAAGAUCUACAGCUACCAUUUGAGAAGAUACUCCACCCCUUAAAAGAGAGAAAUAUCAAUUUCUUCUUCCCCAACCAGCUUCCCUUUCCUUAGUCCUUGGUUGUUGGUGGUACUAUAGAGUAGACGUGGCCCAUAUCCUGAUUCCAGCUGGGUAGUCCUAGAAUUUUAGAAGCUCUUGUCUCUUGGUGUUUUUUAUUUGUUAUUCCCCUCUCUCCACACUCCCAUUCCUGCCUAAAUUUAGAGCUUUAACAGAUGCAUUGCCCCAAAUAGGACACAUGACAGUGUUAGCUGAAGUUUGGUUAGAAAUUAGGUACUUGUAAGACUUCAGUAGAGAGAACCACUGUAGCCUUUUGCUCUUGUAUUUGAAAAUUGCCCUGUAUUGAAUCCUUGUUAAUUUUUUCCCUUUUGCCUUUGAUAUUUCUGGUCCAUUGUUUCCUUUCUUUCACAGUGUGCUCCAUCUGUGAUAAUUUUCUCUUCAGCUCUGGUUGCAUUCUGUGUGCAUGUUCCAUUGGGCUUUCCUCCACCUUUCAGUGACAUUUCAAAUCUCGUAUCUCUGAAACUUGAUGUUUCAGAUCUGAUCACCUUUAUCAGUGUGAAAUGUCACUCAUUUAGUGCCACCAGGGGAUGUACACAGUCCCUUCGGAAAGCAAUACCUCUCAGCUGGGGAAUUUGGGCCAUUUUGGAUUGGUUUCUCAUUGAAGAUGUGACAGAGUGGAUUUGACCCUAGUUGAUUGGUACUGAAGACUUCAGCCUGGAAAUUGCUUACCUUCUAAAGGAAUAUAUGGAUUGGAAUUAUGCCAAAGCACAGGAAGAUGGGAAUAGCAAACAUGAAUGUUAAUAUAGUCAGCAAACUUGGAUAGUUUCUAGGGCUCAUCCAUUGUCAUCCUGCCUCUUUCCACUGACCUGUGCUAAACAUUGUCUGAAGAAUUGUACAUCACAGGCCAGGGCCAACAAAGCCGGGAGGUCGACACAUUUCAUUUUUCAUUACUGAAAUGAACUACACUCUGUUGGGUUGUUACUCUGUAUUUUCCUCAAGUGAGUGUAUACAAGUAUAGAAAGUUAUUUCCAUUCCUCUAUCAAGCAUUAAAAAAUUGAUAACUGUUUCUUCA
Messenger RNA from Tupaia belangeri chinensis (Chinese tree shrew), 5848 nucleotides. RefSeq names its product tripartite motif containing 32 (gene TRIM32). NCBI's taxonomy places the organism in Eukaryota, Metazoa, Chordata, Mammalia, Scandentia, Tupaiidae. Gene Ontology annotation, molecular function: zinc ion binding; protein binding. Gene Ontology annotation, cellular component: cytoplasm. The record is from RefSeq and is a predicted model, not a curated record. The transcript has a single exon. The coding region runs from base 2821 to 4782 and encodes 653 amino acids.